CAUAGUUACAGACUAUCGAUAAAACUUUUCCUUGGUAACCAUUGCCAUACAUGACAAUGCCAGUGUCAUAAAAUACCAACAGCGAUAUUUAAUUUCUAACAUACAAUAUUGCUUUAUAUAAGCGAUGGCCACUGAAAGAAUAAUUCCCUCACCAAAUACUUUGGUCAAAUAUGAUAACCCCGUGUUAGUGUCUAAACAUGAAGCUAAGCCAGGACCGUCUGGAGAAGAUGUAGGUAGAAGAGCGACUUUAACGGCAGAUGUAAAAAGAGAAACUGAAGAAAUUCUAAAUACAAUCCUGCCACCAAAAGAAUGGGAAGAAGAAGGUCAAAUGUGGAGACAAGCAGUCUCGACAACUCCAGCCACAAGAUUGGAUGUAGUGAAUUUACAAGAGCAACUAGAUAUGAGACUACAACAAAGACAGGCUAGAGAAACGGGUAUUUGUCCCGUGAGAAGGGAAUUAUAUACUCAAUGUUUUGACGAAAUUAUCAGACAAGUAACGAUCAAUUGCGCAGAACGAGGAUUAUUGUUAUUAAGAGUUAGAGAUGAAAUGCGCAUGACCAUAGAAGCUUAUCAAGCUUUAUAUUGUAGCAGUGUAGCAUUUGGUAUGAGAAAGGCACUACAAGCGGAGCAAGGCAAGUCAGAUCUAUUCGAAGAUGUCGAAACUUUAAAAAAGGAAAAACAAGAUUUAGAGAAUCAAAUUACAGAACUGAAACAACGUGCCGAACAGGCUGAUAGAAGAGCAGCUGAGACUAGGUUAGCUGAAGAAAGGAAACAUACGGAAGAAAUAGCCUUUUUAAAGAAGACUAAUCAACAACUUAAGACUCAACUAGAAGGUAUCUUGGCACCCAAGAAGUAGAAACGAAAUAAAAACUCCAGAGAAAAUAUAUAGUCAUUUAUUAAAAACG
Molecule: messenger RNA, 905 nt
Organism: Diabrotica virgifera virgifera (western corn rootworm)
Lineage: Eukaryota; Metazoa; Arthropoda; Insecta; Coleoptera; Chrysomelidae
Gene: Dnali1
Product: 33 kDa inner dynein arm light chain, axonemal
Exons: 5
Coding region: 125-856 (243 amino acids)
Cellular component (GO): filopodium; axoneme
Molecular function (GO): dynein heavy chain binding
Source: RefSeq, a predicted model, not a curated record